AGAGAGGCGGUUCCACUGUUAAACCGGCUAGACGGUGUGUGCACACGCACAGACAAGCGGCCAAAAGCAGCUAUUUUAUCGACCGUUAAAGCAAUAUCGACAGUUGUGUGAUUAAGCUCCUUAACAUCACAUUUAUCGACGUUGUUCAUGCUUUGACAUUGUGGUUUUGGACGAAAUAGGACCGCAACAGGAUCUCUACAGCACGGACUAGACUGUCAGUGCCAGUAGUUGUAAAGCCAAGAAUUGACAGGAACGUGGAUCUCGUCUCCGCUACACCGAUAGCAUCCAUUCAGCCCCUCUGACUGACUACAUAUUCUGCGUCCAGAAUCAUGUCGGAGUACAGCUCUCUGCUGAGUGACCUGGCAGAGAACAUCACUAAUGAGGACCUGGAGCAGCUGAAGUCAGCCUGCAAGGAGGACAUACCAGAAGAGCAGAGCAACUCCAUCACCUCCUCCAAAGAGUGGUUCAAUUACCUGGAAAAAAAUGACAAACUAGCCCCGGAUAACCUUUCCUACAUUGAGCACAUCUUUGAGAUCUCAAGGCGGCCUGAUCUUUUGACCCGGGUCAUUGAGUACCGUACAACAGUGCUCAAGAUCUCAGAAGAUGAUGAGAUUGACACCAAACUCACACGCAUCCCCUCUGCUAAAAAAUACAAGGAUAUCAUUCGCCAGCCAUCAGAAGAUGAGAUCAUCAAGCUGGCCCCUCCCCCUAAGAAAGUCUGAAGUCAAAGUUCAUGACCUUCAUCUUUCAUCCCUGGCACUCCACCUCAUCAAAUCAAAUUCAUUCCCUGUCACUAAACCCCAGCUUACCCCACUCAACACUACU
Electrophorus electricus (electric eel) is the source of this 825-nucleotide messenger RNA. It is a transcript of the gene pea15, whose product is annotated as proliferation and apoptosis adaptor protein 15. The record is from RefSeq and is a predicted model, not a curated record. Lineage: Eukaryota; Metazoa; Chordata; Actinopteri; Gymnotiformes; Gymnotidae. Gene Ontology annotation, molecular function: protein binding. Gene Ontology annotation, biological process: regulation of apoptotic process; MAPK cascade.